UUUUUAUGUUAAGACUUUUGGGUACUGAACAUGACACCUUCUUGAAGAAUUUUUGUUUUAUUAUUAAGAAAUAAAUGUGUCUUGCUCCUUGGCUCUCUCUGGCUUCAGCAGUUUGUAGUCAUUUCUACCAUAGACCAUUAAGAACAUAUUUCAAAGACAGGUUAACAAGGUUCAAGUUUACUUUUUAUCUAGUGCAGCUUCUAAGUGGCAUUGGCUCUCAUCCUAACCUUAAAGCUCCGAAGAUUAAGCUCGGUUUUGAGGACCCUCUCAUAAGGGCUUAUGAAAGUUUUGGUGAAAACAUGUUGCUGCUUCAGUGCAGAAAUCCGACUUCUCCUCCAAAGCCAUGUGGCCUGGUACCAAAUGUAAAGAUGAGUCUCCUUGUUUUCCUGGGUCUGCUUGGUGUCUCUGCUGCCAUGCCAUUCCAGAUGCCAAUGCCCCGAAUGCCUGGAUUUAGCAGUAAAAGUGAAGAGAUGAUGCGAUAUAAUCAAUUCAACUUCAUGAAUGCCCCACCAAUGAUGCCUAUGGGCCCAUAUGGAAAUGGUAUGCCAAUGCCGCCACACAUGCCUCCACAGUACCCUCCAUACCAGAUGCCCAUGUGGCCUCCACCAGUACCCAAUGGAUGGCAGCAACCCCCAAUGCCCAAUUUCCCAAGCAAGACUGAUCAAACCCAGGAGACCGCCAAACCCAACCAGACCAAUCCACAAGAGCCACAGCCACAAAAGCAGCCUUUAAAGGAACCACCAAAUGAAGCAGCACGGGCCAAAGAUGACGCCCAGCCACCUCAGCCAUUCCCACCAUUUGGCAAUGGACUUUACCCCUAUCCACAACCACCAUGGCCAAUUCCACAGAGGGGACCACCAACAGCGUUUGGACGGCCAAAGUUCAGCAAUGAAGAAGGAAAUCCUUACUAUGCAUUUUUUGGAUAUCACGGCUUUGGGGGUCGUCCUUAUUACUCAGAAGAGAUGUUUGAAGAUUAUGAAAAACCCAAAGAAAAAGACCCUCCUAAACCAGAGGACCCACCUCCAGAUGACCCACCCCCAGAGGCCUCUACAAACUCAACUGUGCCUGAUGCUAAUGCCACUCAAUCAAUUCCUGAAGGCGGAAAUGACACUAGCCCAAUAGGAAACACAGGCCCUGGGCCGAACGCUGGGAACAAUCCUACAGUUCAAAACGGUGUCUUCCCUCCCCCUAAAGUUAAUGUUUCAGGCCAGGGAGUACCAAAAAGCCAAAUUCCGUGGAGACCAAGUCAGCCAAAUAUUUAUGAGAAUUAUCCUUACCCAAAUUAUCCUUCAGAAAGACAAUGGCAAACCACUGGUACCCAGGGGCCUAGACAGAAUGGACCUGGCUACCGAAAUCCACAAGUUGAAAGGGGUCCUCAGUGGAAUUCCUUUGCUUGGGAAGGCAAACAAGCUACUCGUCCAGGAAACCCAACUUACGGUAAACCUCCCUCUCCUACCUCCGGGGUUAAUUAUGCAGGAAAUCCAGUCCAUUUCGGAAGAAACCUGCCAGGGCCAAAUAAACCCUUUGUGGGAGCCAAUCCGGCCUCAAAUAAACCCUUUGUGGGAGCCAAUCCGGCCUCAAACAAACCCUUUGUGGGAGCUAAUCCGGCCUCAAACAAACCCUUUGUGGGAGCCAAUCCGGCCUCAAAUAAACCCUUUGUGGGAGCCAAUCCGGCCUCAAAUAAACCCUAUGUGGGAGCCAAUCCGGCCUCAAACAAACCCUUUAUAGGAGCCAAUCCGGCUGCAAACAAACCAUCUAUAGGAACCAAUCCAGCCGCAAACAAACCAUCUAUAGGAACCAAUCCAGCUGCAAAUAAACCCUUUGUGAGAAACAAUGUAGGUGCAAAUAAACCCUUUGUGGGAACCAAUCCCUCCUCAAACCAACCAUUUCUGAGAAGCAAUCAGGCCUCAAAUAAACCAUUUAUGAGAAGCAAUCAGGCCUCAAAUAAACCAUUUGUGGGCACCAAUGUGGCCUCAGUGGGUCCUAAACAGGUCACUGUUAGCCACAAUAUGAAAACUCAAAAUCCAAAAGAAAAGUCACUAGGUCAAAAAGAAAGAACAGUCACUCCUACCAAAGAUGCAAGCAACCCCUGGAGAAGUGCUAAACAAUAUGGAAUUAACAAUCCAAACUAUAAUUUGCCUCGCUCUGAGGGCAGCAUGGUAGGCCCAAAUUUUAAUUCCUUUGAUCAACAAGAAAACUCCUACUUCUCAAAAGGAGCUUCCAAAAGAGUACCAAGUCCUAAUAUACAAAUCCAAAGCCAGAAUUUGCCCAAAGGAAUUGCUUUAGAGCCAAGAAGAACCCCAUUUCAAUCAGAAACUAAAAAACCUGAGUUAAAACAUGGUACACACCAGCCUGCAUACCCUAAGAAAAUCCCUUCUCCUACAAGAAAACAUUUCCCUGCUGAAAGAAAUACCUGGAAUCGUCAAAAAAUCCUUCCACCCUUAAAGGAAGACUAUGGGAGGCAAGACGAAAAUUUACGUCAUCCGUCCUAUGGCUCUAGAGGAAAUAUUUUUUACCAUGAAUAUACCAAUCCUUAUCAUAAUGAAAAAUCACAGUACAUUAAAAGCAAUCCAUGGGAUAAGAGCUCUCCCAGUACUAUGAUGCGGCCAGAAAACCCACAGUACACCAUGACUUCUCUAGACCAGAAGGAGACAGAGCAGUACAAUGAAGAGGAUCCAAUUGAUCCAAAUGAAGAUGAAUCUUUUCCAGGACAAAGUAGAUGGGGGGAUGAAGAGAUGAACUUCAAAGGAAACCCAACAGUUAGGCAGUAUGAAGGUGAGCACUACGCCUCAACCCUAGCGAAGGAAUACCUUCCUUAUUCCUUAAGUAAUCCACCAAAACCCAGUGAAGAUUUUCCUUACAGUGAAUUCUAUCCCUGGAACCCACAGGAAACGUUUCCAAUAUAUAACCCAGGUCCUACUAUAGCACCACCCGUGGACCCCAGAAGUUAUUAUGUUAAUAAUGCCAUAGGACAAGAAGAAAGCACUCUCUUUCCUUCAUGGACCUCCUGGGACCACAGGAAUCAAGCUGAGAGGCAGAAAGAGAGUGAGCCAUAUUUUAACAGAAAUGUCUGGGAUCAGUCAAUAAAUUUACACAAAUCUAAUAUACCAAACCAUCCUUAUUCCACUACAUCCCCUGCUAGAUUUCCAAAAGAUCCAACAUGGUUUGAAGGUGAGAAUUUGAACUAUGAUUUGCAAAUUACUAGUUUAAGUCCACCAGAAAGAGAACAGUUGGCUUUCCCAGACUUCCUGCCUCAAAGUUACCCAACAGGUCAAAAUGAAGCACACUUAUUUCACCAAAGUCAAAGAGGGUCUUGCUGUAUUGGUGGCUCCACAGGACAUAAAGACAAUGUGCUGGCUCUACAAGACUACACUUCAUCCUAUGGUCUUCCACCAAGGAAGAACCAAGAAACCAGUCCAGUGCAUACAGAAAGCAGUUAUAUCAAGUAUGCAAGACCUAACGUUUCCCCAGCAAGCAUCCUACCUAGUCAAAGAAAUAUCUCAGAGAACAAACUAACUGCAGAAAGCCCAAACCCAAGUCCAUUUGGAGAUGGUGUGCCUACUGUGAGGAAAAAUACUCCAUAUUCUGGAAAGAAUCAACUAGAGACAGGAAUUGUGGCCUUUUCUGAAGCCAGCUCUUCUCAGCCAAAAAACACGCCCUGUCUUAAAAGUGACCUUGGAGGAGAUCGGAGGGAUGUUCUGAAACAAUUUUUUGAAGGCAGCCAGCUGAGUGAAAGAACUGCUGGCCUUACUCCUGAGCAGCUCGUCAUUGGUAUUCCUGAUAAAGGCUCUGGCCCAGAUAGCAUACAAAGUGAAGUCCAAGGAAAAGAGGGUGAGAUGCAGCAACAAAGGCCACCUACCAUCAUGAAGUUGCCAUGCUUUGGCUCCAAUUCAAAAUUUCACUCUUCUACCACUGGACCUCCAAUUAACAACAGAAGACCAACCCUACUUAAUGGUGCUCUCUCCACACCCACUGAAAGUCCUAACACAUUGGUUGGGUUAGCUACUAGGGAACAACUUAAAAGUAUAAACGUAGAUAAACUUAAUGCAGAUGAACACACUACACUCGAAUCUUUUCAAGGAACCAGUCCACAGGACCAAGGCUGCUUACUGCUUCAGGCUUAGGGAUCGCUUCAACUGAACAUCCUUGGGGGAUGAAAAAAAGAAAAAAACUAGCAAUCCUAUGUCAAUGAUUCUGCAACUUUGUACCCUGAGACUUGAUUACCUUCUUAUGACCCCUAAGCCUUUUUCUCUCCCAACAGUAGAAAUAGUGGCCCAGGUAGAGUUAAUGAGAUUGGGCCUCUGGGGCUGGCUGGAUCCAGCACUGUAACAAGUUAGUGCUCACUUAAGAAAAAGCAUGAAGGCCAUGACCAUUCCUGCCUUGAAACUUGGAAGCUAUUUGAUUGUCUGAGUUAGUUCCCUCUUUCUUGUUAACUUAUCCUGUUUCUCUCAAAUUACUUACAAUGCUCUCUGGUUUUGCACGUCUAGCAGGCUGUUGAGUUUUCCAUUUUCAUACAGAGAUCUGCACACCAGUAUGGUCCUUAUGCACUCUUUCCUGUAUGUUGUUUCUGUGUGUUCUAUUUCUAGUUAAGAGUCUCUUUGGCAUGUUUCCUCCCACUGUCUCCUUGCUCUCUUCUCUCUGCUUCCUUCUCCAUGCAGCUCGGUGUCCCUCACAUUCUCUCUCUGUCCGUCGUUUCUCACAUGCUGAGAUACUGACUGGCACCACUGGCAGUCCCUUAUGUCUGAUGACCCCUUCAUGAUUUCCUUUCCCUUCAAUUUUCUGUUCUGUCUCCAAAUGUGGAACUUUGAUCUUUUACCAAAAUUAACCUUUCCUCUCUAUUUUUUGUUAAAUUUCUUUUUCCCUCACUUUAUAUAUACAGUUUUCGUGCGUUAAGACUAUACAUCACCUUCACUCUCUGAAUCCACUCUGCAAAUUCUACUCUCUUUUUCUCAGCCAAACCAUCACUGUAGAUAACACGUCUGAAAUAGCUGCUUUUGUUGUUAAUUUUCUCAUGACCUCUCCACAUAGACACCCUGGUUGUAAAAGCACAUUCUAGGAGAAUGGAAGACAGCCUAGACACCAGAUAGAUCAUAGAGCUUAGGAAAGUGGAAAAUGAAGAAGAGAAGAAAUUGUCGCUCUGGGACUGAGCAUCUAGGAAAAAAGACUCUCACUGUACUGUGUCAUCAAUUUUCAAUCUCCAAGAUCUGCAGAGGACAUUUCUUGAAAUACUACCUUAUGCAGAUAAAGCACUCAAUGUUUAGUUUUCUCUACUAGUUCAGUAUAAAUUAUUGUACCAUUAUAUAUUAUGACUAUUAUGUUUAUGCUUCAUAUCCUUGUAGAUUUUUCCCAGACACAACUUCCAGGUAUCAUGAUUAAAUAGUGUAAAUUAUUUUGUAAAGUAGAUAUUUCUAUAUUGUCUUGCUUAGAAAAUAUUUGAGUUUUAUUGAUAUUAUUUUUACUGUUAUUAAAGGCAUUUUGGCCUGUUAUCUG
Mus musculus (house mouse) is the source of this 5490-nucleotide messenger RNA. It is a transcript of the gene Enam, whose product is annotated as enamelin. Lineage: Eukaryota; Metazoa; Chordata; Mammalia; Rodentia; Muridae. The record is from RefSeq and is marked validated. The transcript is spliced from 10 exons. Bases 300 to 4124 code for a protein of 1274 amino acids.